AGCCUAUAUUUGGGAGUCUAUAGAAAGCCCCUAAAGUACACAGUACAGACAGUUAAGUUGUGCAAGGCUAACCAACACCUAUGAGCUGCUACUGAGGCUCCAGUGGAUAGUCGGGAGCUAAACACAAGCCUACAAGCAACCAAGUCAGAACCAAGAAACAGAAGUGUGGAUACCCAUUCCAGUGCAUUUCAAGACCAGUACACACUCGACACACACACACACACACUUUGAUGGAUGGUCUCACAAUACUAAACAGUCUGGCAAACCUGCUGAGUCAGCAGCAAGGGAUUGCCACGACAACGACCACCCCUCGCCACAAGACCCAAUAUUCCUCGGCCACUUGUCUGGACCCCGAAUGUCAGACCACACUUUAUUUCCCAUCGCACGAGGCCAGUGUUGAGUGCCCCACUUGCGGUCAACGGCACACUGUGGGGGACCUCCCGGACAGAAAGGAGAUCAGCGGAAAAGAUAACAGUUUUCGAGUGGAAUUAGCCCAACUAAGACAGAGCUACAAGACAGGGAAGAAGACACCAGAGUUGGUGAAGGUGAAGGGGAUAUCGAACUAUCAAUGCAAGCUUCUCUCUCCAUCGCUCACUUUGUACGGGAUGGAUAAAUCUGAUAACGCCAAGACCCUCGAGGAACUGGGGAUGGGGACAACGUUCGACUGUGGGAAACUUGCCUCCAGGGCUUUUGCAAUCGAUGAGAGCCACUUCAAAGUGGUGGGUUAUGGUCGUGAUAGGUCAGGCUCUGAGCGAUACUUGCAAGACACCCUCAAAGAAGUGCAAGUGGCCAAUGAGAGUACAGAGUGUCUUGUGCCUGUGCAUGCAGACGGAGAUGGUCACUGUCUAGUGCAUGCUAUUUCACGUUGUCUAGUCGGGAGGGAGCUGUUCUGGCAUGCCCUGAGGACAAACCUGUACGACCACCUCACAUCAAAACAAAAAGAGUACGCGGAAAUGUUCAAAGAUUUCAUCAGCGAUGAAGAAUGGAAGGAUAUAAUUGCUGAGUCAGCGCCUGACUUCCAACCACCGGAUGCACAAUCGCUUGGCUUGAGGAACAUCCACGUAUUUGGUCUGGCCAACGUUCUCAAACGUCCAAUCGUAUUGCUGGAUUCUUUGUCGGGGAUGAGGUCAAAGGGGGAUUACUCGGGACUCUUCCUGCCCACUCUCAGCACACCAGAAGAAUGCAGCUCAAAGGGGGGGAUACUCAAUUCCCCUAUUGUGAUAGCCUGGAGCAGCAGUGGGCGUAACCACUUCAUACCCCUCUUACCCGUCAAGGGGAGGCCCCUCCCUAAACUACCCCCCACGUUGCGGCCAAAGGUGUGGGGGGCGGAUGAGAGCAUCCUCAGCAAGUAUGUAGUUCUGGACGAGCUGGGUGCCAUGACGAUGUGUGCAGGGAAGGAGCUAGCCGACAGUUACCUCGCUCGUCUCGUGGCUUGUAUGGAGAGACUCUUCUUUGAGAAGCACGAAGUUGUCCCGUCACUAGUGGCAGAGUUUGACCAUUUCGUCUACAAAAGUGUCGGUUGUGUGGGCGUAUCAGCAGACAUCUUAAUAAGCUCUACCCACUUAGCUGUUGGAGAGAGUCGUCUCUUCCGUUGUCUGAUCUGCUCAGGGCUGACGUGUGUGCCGGGGGAGUGGCUUGUGGAGGGGGGGAUGCUCUACAACAAGGCCGCCGAUAAUCUCUCACUAGAGGACAAAGAGACAUACAAUUUCCCAUUUGAUGGGGUUACGGCAAAGUACGAUGAGGAGAAGAAUCAGCUGGUACCUGUGGAGUUGAGUUGUUCUUGGUGCAUGCAAAUGACGAGGCGGGUCCUCGGCUCAGGGAGGGUGGUCUAUGAGAAUGGUGAUCGUACGGACACCAUCUCACACGGCUCUCGUUGUGGGUGUGGUUACAUGCACUACUGGGACGGGAAAGAAUACGACAACCUGCCAGAAAAAGUGCCGUUGAAGCUCACGUGGGGGGGUUGUAGCAAGGAGAUCUCUGCCCACUGGUUCCAAUAUGAAUCAGACCCAGCUAGAAACUCUAAUGUUUAUGAAGUCGCUCAGAAAGCUCUUAAUGAUAAUUUUCCUGGAGAAUUUGGUAGUGAGCGACUAGCACAAGAGAUAGUGGACCGUAUCCUCGCUGUCACGGCAACGAAAGAGACUCUAGAGCAGGUGACGGGACUACACCCACCCACUGUGGAGAAGGUUCAAAGUUCAACCACGCCCACCACACCCACCAAGGAUGAAUCAGCAGAGACCCCCCCUGCUGGUGACGUCUCUGCGUCCAAGAUCAUCAUGGUUGGACCCAAGAGUCGCACACUCCACAAGGAAGAGCUGACGGCUAGCGAGACUGAGAGACGUGUUCGGAGGAGGAUAGAGGAGAAUGCACGUCAGCAACAAAUGAGAGGACGGAGUGGGCGUGGCCCCGAGAAACCACCCCCUGUCAAGAUAACGAAGUCAUUGACACCCCCACCGCCAGCCAAGACCACACCCCCUCGUCCCACAGGGGAUUCCCCCAGUCCUACCAGCCAGCCGGCUAAGAAGAGGAUUAAGGUGACAUCAUCAGAUGGGAAGACUGCUAAUUUGACCCUUGAACUCAGCGUGACUUUCUCUGAGCUACAGGAGGCCAUCGCUAAAGAGCUGAGUAUUCCACCGGAGAGACAAAGAUUGAGAAGUGGAUUUCCGCCCAAGGAGUUGAAGCCGGGACCUGACCCCGCCCACCCCCUGGAACUGGCCAAUGGGGAAAGAGUAUCUGUUGACAUCAUCGAGAUCAAAGCAGAGUCCCCCAUUCCCAUAGCCAAGUCAGUCCGAGGGAGGAAUGAAGUGAUGGACAGGGACGAGGAGGCAGGAAAGACACUAAACACACUCAUGCAGCUGCUAAGAGGGGAGAGCGUUGACUUCUGGUUGGUUGGUCAGAAUCAGCCGGCCAUGUUCGAGAGAGGAGGGGAGUACUACCAACAAGUGGUGGACCAGUACGGGGGGCAACUCAAGACUGGGACACACCUCCAGUUUAGGGAAUUCCCCAAUAAAGUGUUCGCCUUCAAUGCUGAGAAACAGAGACUAGAGCUGUGCCUGGGUCUCCAGCACAUGGCGAUAGCUCCUCUCACACCUGACCAGGAGAAGCUAGCCCUCGCUGCUGCACAACUCUCGGCCACACCCACUACCACAGGGGACCACCACCACCAUCACCAAGAGACACACCCACACAAUGACGAGGGGUCAGGGUUCAGCGGAGGAGCCUACAAAGGACCUGUAAACAAGAUCAAAGCAUUCUCGGGCAAAGGUCAAACCCUCAGUAGCAGCGGCACCUCCGAUAUGGGCGGGGCUUCAGAUGUUGGCGGAGCUUCAGAGAGCAGUGCCAGAGGAGCAAAGAGGCCAAAAAGACGAGCAGAAGAUGUACGCUCUGAUGAAGACUCGCUGAUGGAGACCGCUCAGAUGGUUGCUAAGCGACUGGCUAACCUUCAAUCCCGAGAGAAAGAUCUUCAGCUGCAGGUGAGGACACUCAACCGAGAGCUGGUGAAUGCUGAGUAUAAACAAGAUGGAGCGUCAGUGAGAGAUGACCUCGUGACCUCUCUGGAGAGCCGGCUCCUUGACUACAGCAGUGAACUGAAACAAGUACGUGAGCACAUCAAAGAACUGACGACUGCAGACACUCAAUAAUAACAGCUAGUUUUAAAAAUUCAUUGAUUGCGUGUUUUUCCGUUUCUGUGUUGUGCAAUUGCUAAUUGUGUGGGUGGGAUAUAUAUGAUGUCAUUA
Molecule: messenger RNA, 3734 nt
Organism: Halichondria panicea
Lineage: Eukaryota; Metazoa; Porifera; Demospongiae; Suberitida; Halichondriidae
Product: deubiquitinating protein VCPIP1-like
Exons: 14
Coding region: 231-3638 (1135 amino acids)
Biological process (GO): protein K11-linked deubiquitination; protein K48-linked deubiquitination; protein ubiquitination
Molecular function (GO): cysteine-type deubiquitinase activity; protein binding
Source: RefSeq, a predicted model, not a curated record